This is a messenger RNA of Argiope bruennichi, 871 nucleotides long. Its product is annotated as cell death-inducing p53-target protein 1-like. Gene Ontology annotation, molecular function: zinc ion binding. The record is from RefSeq and is a predicted model, not a curated record. The transcript is spliced from 3 exons. Lineage: Eukaryota; Metazoa; Arthropoda; Arachnida; Araneae; Araneidae. The coding region runs from base 103 to 462 and encodes 119 amino acids.
UGCUUUGUGGAGCUGCCGCCACACGGUCUUGGUUACCAUAGCAACAGGGAGGCUCCCAUUUUCUUUUUUCAAAAAAAAGGGAACGCUCGUCCGCUCUUAACUAUGGUCGUCCCACGCUGUUACCAAGAUAUAUCUUUGAGACAAACGAGAAACCAAAUGGAUUCUGCAAUACAAAAAAAGACUGUUGACAAAGGAGUAACAUUUCUAUUGCAUACCUCUUAUGUUGAGAAGGUGAGCUUUGGCCGUGAACCCGCCGCCUUAGUAUGCAAAAAUUGCGGGCAAUUCAUCGUCACAGAAAUUUCACGACACAAUGGUGUUUGUUCGUUUUUUACAGUCCUUGUUACACUCUUCCUUUGUACGCCUUGCGCUUGGCUUCCGCUGAUAGUACCUACAUGCAAAGAUACACUUCAUACCUGUCCAAACUGUGGUGCAAUAAUUGGAAUCCAUAGAUACUUCAAAUGAAACUUGGAGAUCGGCAACAAAAGCCGAUUCACAUUUCCAACCUUUCUCUAAAAGUGCUGCUAUGUGUGACAACAACUAUGCAUACGUCAAUUUGCCUUUGAGCAGUGUUUACUCGAAGUUUUCCUGUACGUCAUUGUAUAUUUGUAUUUUAUUUACCCUUUUACGCUUAUGAACACGUCCUGCACUUUACGAUGGAAUAUUUUGGUAUAUCGAAACACUUAUUCAAAUGCAAAACAAAGUAUGACUUGUACAAACAGUAGAAAUGUUUUCGGAAACGUUAGUUUAUAUUUUAUGACUGUGUGUCUGUUAUGAAUCAGAAUAUUUUAUGUGUUGUUUAUUUAUGAUAUUUACAACUUUAAACUUUUUCUCUAUGAAAAUUCAUAUUCUAUUUCAGUAUUGCAUUAAUAUC